Notodromas monacha is the source of this 894-nucleotide messenger RNA. The record is from the annotation of a GenBank genome assembly. NCBI's taxonomy places the organism in Eukaryota, Metazoa, Arthropoda, Ostracoda, Podocopida, Cyprididae.
AUGAGGAAAACGUCGAUGGGGAAGCCUCCCCAUCGGGACGACGAGCCCAAGCCUGCUUGCGGAAUAACGAGUGAGCUCAAUUCUCUCAUGUCCAUGAUCAAGAUCUCCGCCGAUACCCUCAUCUGCCUGAGAACCGAGUGCGCCACGACCGCCGAUCUCAUCCAACAGGAAAUCCGCACUCUGGAGGUGAACUUCCUCAUUCAAAGCAAUAGCAUUGUUGUGUCACAAGCUGAUGUUCCGAAUGGUUGUGCUAGUUCGUUGUCAAACGUUGUCCCGCGGAGUCCAUUGGGCUCCGCUAGUUCUUGCCAGUCUCCUCAGGGCCAUCCCUGGCAAAUAAUGGGGAAGCUAAUCAAGCUCUUCAGCCGUGUAAUGAUCCUGAGGAAUCUAUUGUUCCAACUUGGAACGGAGUUCGAGGAGAGCAAUCGACGCGCACUUGGCCUUUGGUUAUCUGUCGUUGUCCUGUCCGAUGAUGUGUGCCAAGGAAUAUGUGCGAGAGUCAGUACGCUGGAGGCCAUGAUGUCUCGGACGGAUUCGGACGUUCGAGCGAGUCUGAAGGAGCUUGGGGCGUCUUCGGAGGACACGAGGCGUCUAGUCGCUGCCCUGAAAAAUCUGCGUCGAUAUGCAGGUGCUUUUCAGCAUGAAAUUCUGAUCUUUCAGAGGUUUUGGUGCGCUAUGCCAUCUGCCGUGAAAUGUUCAUCGAGCCGCGUCGGUUUUACCGAUACACUCCAAAGCACGGAACUGUGGGAAUUCGGAACUGUUUGAUUUACCGAGUAGUGAAGGCAGAUUAUCAUUUUUAUUCACAAAAAAAGCGAAGUUGAAAAUGAAGAAAUUUCCUCUCCGUGCGUGAUUCAGAGAGCAAAUGCAAAAGAGCUCCGAUUUUGGGGCGAAAAUUUA